AUGCCAGACGGCAAUGUGACAGUCGCAUCUAAUGUGCUCGGCACCAUUGGCACGGUGCUCUGGUGCAUCCAGCUAAUUCCACAGAUUUGGUAUAACUGGCGGCGGAAGAAUACAGAUGGGUUUCCGGCUACAAUGAUGUUCCUCUGGGCACUUUACUGGGUCUUCCUCUCCAUCGAUACUUUCGGUGGUCUAUUCUCCUUGUUCGCACUCGCUGCCCAAGGAACAUUCGAUAUUUUAGGGGGUAUUAUGUACAUAUUGGUGGUUGUUCUGGAAGCAGGAAUCUAUCUGAGCCAUAUCAUCUGGCGCAUUCGGUAUCGCAAGCUGCGCAAAGAGGCCAAGGAAACUGGGAAGAGUAUUGACGACUUGUUGGAAUUGCGGAGACGGGAUACGGAGGAAAGCAGAGAUCUAGAGACAGGGUCCCAGUCCCCCCAAACCCAACCGCGAAUAACUCUCGCCCUUCACAUCUCUUCGAUUCCGCGAGCGAGAAAUCCCCCCUAUAGCGUCGUUUCGUCCGCCGACCACUCCUCGGACGAGAUCGGCCCUACCUCCGAGCCCGAUCGGCGCGAGGGGAACGCGCCCAAGUGCACCUCCAACUCCAACUCCCGGACCCGGACCCGUCACGAGCGUCACCACUGGAACUCAUCCACUUCGCCAUCCGCCGAACACGAACACCAGCGCCGCCAUCUUCCUCACGCACCAGAACGAUCUACAUCAUCCCCGCUGCCGACCGACCACGAAAACCCCCUCUUAUACACCCCUCUGACGGACGAACUGCCAUCCCCCCUCGAGUCUCCACUCGCGACCCCCCCAGCAUUCCGACGAUACCUCCUUCCAGUCCGCGGUAGUCAGGCUGAUCGCCGGCCAUCCUCAUCCGCCUUCCCUCCUCAGUCUAGCAAGCGCCCGAGCAUUGCCGUCCGCCGGCAGUCUCUGCUUCCAGCAUCUCACCAACACCUGAUCACCGGCCUUCUAGAACAAAGUCUUUUCUCAGGACUGAGCGACCCACAAACAGCCUACGCUCCUGCAGUAGCCGACGAGAUGGUCCAGCGUCGGAUCUGGGAUGAAACGACCAGGUGGCUCCGCCACCCUGGGAGGACAUGGGAUUCUCCGGAUAUCGUGAUACGAAUUGCCCCACGAGAGGGCACAAAUCGCCAGUCGACCCCAGAGCGCCUCCUCAGUCCCGAGGAAUCUCUGUCAUCAAUUCUGGACACAUAUUACCCCGGAGGUCAAAAGAUAGAGGAGGCAUUGUUGAUUGACGCACCUACACGCCGCACUCCGAAGCCCUCUCCGCGCCACUCGGUAUAUCAUCAUCAUAACCCCGAGCCUGGUGAGCAUGGCGAAUACUUCCCGUUGAUGCCCGCGAAAGUUCCCACCCCACCUACGCAUCCUACACUCCCGGGGCAAACAGCGCUCCGGCGAUGUAGGGGUGGGUCACGGCAUCACCGUCGACCGCCACUCCAACGGCACACAACCAAUUCGCCAACGAUUCUCGGCCAAGGUCCUAUCGUUAGUGUUACAGAGGCGGGCAUAUCUCCCCAUUCUGUACCCGCGCCACCACCGCAACCCAGCGUGCCCACACCCCCAGCACCAGUACCCGAUUCUCCUCAAACCAAAUCACAUACUCCACCAGUACCGGUAGCAUCGCCGCGGACGUCACGCAAACCCAAGAGCGCUGCUUCACCUGGGGCGGUGUUUGGAGGGUUAAUUGAUGGUACCGUUCCCCCUAUCAAUGUUCUGAUCGUUGAGGACAACAUUAUCAACCAAAAACUCCUCGAGGCGUUUAUGAAGCGAUUAAGUGUCCGAUGGAAAUGUGCGGCAAAUGGAGAGGAAGCGGUGCGGAAAUGGCGACAAGGCGGAUUCCACUUGGUAUUGAUGGAUAUUCAGUUGCCCGUCAUGAACGGGUUGGAUGCCACCAAGGAAAUCCGUCGCCUGGAACGACUGAACGGUAUUGGCGUUUUCCCUAAGAAUUCCUCCGGUCGUUCGAGUGUUUCGAGUACGACUGAGGAUAGGAGGCCGGGUCUUAACCGCACCGUUAGCGAGGAAGAUACUCUCUCCGACUUGUCCUUAUUCCGCAGCCCUGUCAUCAUUGUCGCUUUGACAGCCAGCAGUCUGCAAAGUGAUCGUCACGAGGCAUUGGCAGCUGGCUGCAACGACUUUCUGACCAAGCCUGUUGGUUUCCCAUGGCUAUCACAGAAGGUUACGGAAUGGGGCUGCAUGCAAGCGCUGAUUGACUUUGAGGGCUGGCGGAAGUGGCGUGGGUUUUUGGAUACUCCGCAGUCUUCCUCGCCCAGUUUAGAUAGCGCUGCCAGCCCUAUGCAGACCGGCCACCGCAACGACUUCGGCGCACCGGCCGACGGACCUGCCUCGCCGUCGACGACCCGGCAUACGAAGAAUAAGUCUUCUACCAACGGUCUGUCAAGGCCUCACCUACCAGAUGCCGCUGAGAUCUUACGAGAAGACUCAUGGGGUAGUGGCAGCGGUGACACGGGAGACUCCGGCCCCAGCCCUGACGCCUUGCCUGUCGAGGCCGAUGGGAGGUGA
Molecule: messenger RNA, 2538 nt
Organism: Penicillium cosmopolitanum
Lineage: Eukaryota; Fungi; Ascomycota; Eurotiomycetes; Eurotiales; Aspergillaceae
Exons: 9
Coding region: 1-2538 (845 amino acids)
Biological process (GO): osmosensory signaling via phosphorelay pathway
Cellular component (GO): Mcs4 RR-MAPKKK complex
Molecular function (GO): protein kinase activator activity; phosphorelay response regulator activity
Source: RefSeq, a predicted model, not a curated record